AUGCAAGAAGAACCGAAAAAAAAACCCUCUGGCAGUAAACGAGGCAAAGGAUCAUGUACAGGUUGUGGAGAAGAGUAUGCUUGUCGAUACAAGCCUGAAAAAUGUAGUAAAUGCGGCUAUGAUUUAGGCGGAUCGUUCAAGCCAAAGAAUGCGACACGCUCGAAAAAAUGCAACCCUGAUGUCGUUCGAGUCACACCCAAAAUAUUUUCAGUGAAAACCAGCAAGAAAGAUGAUCGGUGUUUUGUUGUGAGAGAAGGAAAUAAUAUUAUAUGCUUGCACAAAGACUGUAAGGAAUUAAGGGCAACAUAUUCGGCAACUGGUAGCUUACAUACAUUCAAAUGCAAGCAUGUGAAUGACAUAGACAAUUUUCCAACAGCCAACCCACUGAAUGUCUAUUUUCUUGACGAAGAAAUAAUUUUAAAUUAUUUGGGGGAUUCAUCUGCUAAAAAAACUCUAAGUGAUCUACUAGAUAUCAGUCCUGCAGACCAUCCUUCCGUUUCUCGUGUCACAGACUCUUCCUAUGUAGUAUUUGGAUGA
Paramuricea clavata is the source of this 537-nucleotide messenger RNA. NCBI's taxonomy places the organism in Eukaryota, Metazoa, Cnidaria, Anthozoa, Malacalcyonacea, Plexauridae. The record is from the annotation of a GenBank genome assembly.